AUGGCCUGGGUGCUGCCGGUUCUGACCGAGGAGAGCCUGGACCAGAUCGCCGCGCACAAGUACAAACCUGGGCACUACACAGCGUUGGACUAUGUCUUGAGCCGGCUGUGGGAGGGAAUCGCGCAGGCCUUGCCUAAAUGGCUCGCUCCAAACGCGAUCACCUUCAUCGGCUUCGCACCCCUGGUCUUGGUCUACAUUCUCUCCUGGCAUACCGGUCCGUUUUGCGAUGAAGCACCGCCCCGAUGGCUGGCCUUGAGCUACGUGGGUGCGCUCUACUUUUACCAGACCAUGGAUGCAGUGGAUGGUAAGCAGGCCCGCCGAACCGGCUCCUCCACUCCCCUGGGCCACCUGGUGGAUCACGGCUGUGACUGCCUCACUGGCAUGUCUCAGCAUGCUGCGCUGGUGAUGAUCCUGAUGCCUGCCGACAUGCACUGGGUUUUUCAGUGCAUGCGGUCUAUCCAGACUCCCAUUUUUCUGGCUGCUUGGCAUGACCGCCAUGCAGGCUUUUUUCCGACCAGUCUGGGUCCUAUUGGUGUCACGGAGCUGCAGUACAUGCUGAUGUCACCGAUUCUUCUGACGGCCAUCGUUGGCCCGGAGGUGUGGCAGAGAUGGAUGACAGCGACGGUGGAGCUGCCCUGGGCAUCUGAGACCGUUCGAAUCUUGAUCGUGAAGGCUUGGCUGCUCCAAUCUCUUGUGAUGGCCUUGUACCUCAUUGCCAGAGUGAUGAGCACUCUGUGUACCAGCAGGGGAAUUGCCGGCGUAUCCGCACUGAAGGACCUGUUUCCUGUCCUACUGUUGAAUGUGCUGCUCGGGCUUUGGCAGCCUGGUUUGGUGGCAGCCGCAGGGCGAAUGAUCAGCCUCUUCACAGGCCUGUCAAUCUUCUGGAUGAAUGUGCAGAUGAUCGUCUUCACCAUGGCCGGGACGGAGUUUCCAUGGCUCCAGUGGUCCCCGCUCCUCUACGCCAGCGCUGUAAUUGCCUCCUGGGCUUUGCCGUUGGAGUUCUCGCGGCCAGUUCUCUGCUGCUUUACUGCUGCCCUUGGCCUUGGGCUUCUGUGGUGGUUGCUGUCGGUUGUGGAGCAGAUCAAAGCGAAGCUGGGGAUCUAUGCCUUUUGCAUCACCGAGAAGUACCAAGCGAG
Molecule: messenger RNA, 1136 nt
Organism: Symbiodinium necroappetens
Lineage: Eukaryota; Dinophyceae; Suessiales; Symbiodiniaceae
Source: the annotation of a GenBank genome assembly